Hibiscus syriacus is the source of this 857-nucleotide messenger RNA. RefSeq names its product NDR1/HIN1-like protein 12. The record is from RefSeq and is a predicted model, not a curated record. Gene Ontology annotation, biological process: defense response to other organism. The coding region runs from base 134 to 766 and encodes 210 amino acids. The transcript has a single exon. NCBI's taxonomy places the organism in Eukaryota, Viridiplantae, Streptophyta, Magnoliopsida, Malvales, Malvaceae.
UAUAUUCGGUGGCACAUUAAAUUAGUACCCAUACCCCCAAGCUUACACACACAUCUAUCUAUAUAUCACUCUCGUCUCACUUUCACUCUUCCUCUCCUUCCAAAACCCUUCUUCAGAUCUUCUCAUCUCCACCAUGGGUUCCAAGGACUGCGGCCGCCACGAUGACAACCGUGAGCUCGCUAAGCGUGUAUCGUUAGCCAUUCUCGGGUUCUUAAUCGUCUUAGUCAUAGUCAUUUUCCUCGUAUGGGCAGUUCUCCACCCUGCCAAGCCCCAUUUUAUUCUCCAAGAUGUAACCAUCUAUGCUUUCAACCUCACACCACCCAACUACCUCACUUCGAACAUGCAGAUCACCUUAGCCUCGAGGAACCCCAACGACCGGAUCGGCAUUUACUACCAAAGACUCGAUGUCUUGGCGUCGUAUCGGAACCAGCAGAUAACUCUACCGACCCUGAUCCCGAGAACCUACCAGGGCCAUGAGGAUGUCACUGUAUGGUCCCCAUUUUUGUUAGGCAAUGCAGUGCCGGUGGCUCCGUUUCUCGAGGUGGGUUUGAACCAGGACAUGAAUGCUGGGAUGGUGCUGAUCAACGUUAAAGUGUUCGGGGAAUUGAAAUGGAAGGUUGGGACUUGGAUUUCAGGUCGAUAUCAAAUGAACGUCAAUUGUCCGGCUUACAUUUCGUUUAGUGAUCGAACUAAGGCCAUCCAAGUAGGUCUAGCUAUGAAGUAUCAGCUUGUUCAAAGUUGCAGUGUCGAUAUUUCUCUUGAUUAGUUCAUCUUUUCCUUAAUUAUUGUUGCUCAUGUGACUUAUAUAUACCAUGUUUAAUCUUCUUGCUUCUGCAACUUUCUUCAAAUUAAACGUU